Messenger RNA from Bathycoccus prasinos, 609 nucleotides. RefSeq lists its product with no specific name. NCBI's taxonomy places the organism in Eukaryota, Viridiplantae, Chlorophyta, Mamiellophyceae, Mamiellales, Bathycoccaceae. The transcript has a single exon. The record is from RefSeq and is a predicted model, not a curated record. Gene Ontology annotation, cellular component: Golgi apparatus. Bases 1 to 609 code for a protein of 202 amino acids.
AUGUCCACCGGAACUCCGACUUCUUCAGCUGCCGUUGCGGACACCCCUUCCAACUCUCCGUUGCAGCCGGUCAUCACCGCCGCUGCGAGAAUUAAAGAUGUCUCCUUACACGUCUUCUCCCAAAGAAAACCAAUGUCAGAAAUUCUCGAUAGAACGGCGUAUUCGAAACCGGCGAGUUUUUCCGACGCCACCAGUCGAAUGCAAAAGAACUUGAACUACUUCAAAAUUAACUACAUGAUUGCCACGAUGGGGAUCUUAUCUGCGUUUAUUUUGUAUCAUCCGUCGAGUUUGUUGAUUUUGAGCGCAAUCUCCGCCGCGUGGGCGUACGUGUUUAUGAUUCGUCAAGAACCUUUGAAGAUUGGCGAACGAGAAGUGUCUUCGAGAGAGAAAAUGUUAGGCAUGACUGGUUUAUCCGCGUUGAUUAUAUUUUUCUUGUCCUCCGCGGGGACGUAUAUAUUCUCCGGGAUGGGCGUGGCUUUGUUGGGGAUUGGUGCGCACUCUGCGGCGAGAGUGCCGGAUGACUUGUUCAUCGACGACGCGUCCGAGUCGAACGGGUUCUUUUCGUUUAUGAUGCCGCCGAGGCCUGGGCAACCUUCUGGCACGAUCUAA